This is a messenger RNA of Stegodyphus dumicola, 1710 nucleotides long. RefSeq lists its product as uncharacterized. The record is from RefSeq and is a predicted model, not a curated record. NCBI's taxonomy places the organism in Eukaryota, Metazoa, Arthropoda, Arachnida, Araneae, Eresidae.
UAUGUAUUAUUUCAAUUGUAUUGGCAAUGGUUAUGAAAUUAAAAGUGCGACGGUGGAAGUUUGUUGAUUAAUAUUUGAAAUGACGUAAAUUUCAAGAACUUGCCUUCAUGUUUUCAAAAAAUUAAUUGCAUUUUUUAAGUUUUUGAGGCGUUGUUAAAUGAAGUACUUUUGUGUGAGAAAAGUUUGAUCAUGAUGAGAAAUAAUAAGAUUGUAACUAAUAUGGCGGACGAAGUUUCACAACAAACAUCAAUAGUAAACACAGGCAUGCCACCAACCGAAAGUGCUGCUCGGUUAGAUGGUUAUUCUGAUACUCUCACAUCGAAAGCUGCAAAAGACGUGAUUUCUACUGAUAUCUUGCAGCAAGCUUUAAACGAAGCUGAUGGAUAUGAUCAGUCUAAUUUUAGCCAUGUACAGAAUUCUGUUUUAAAGGAUAAUAUUCAGCAUCUCAAUGAUCAUUCAUAUAUCAAUUCUACAAAUUCAGACAGUAUAGUAUCAUCUAGUGAUGUCGUUAAUACUCAGAAUAUUGAUUCGAUUGACAGUAUAGUUGUGAAUACUGAUGUCGCAAGGAAAGAUUUACAAACUGUAUCACUAAAUGGAAAUAAUACUGUUCCAGAUUUAAAUGUUUCUCAAAUUCUUCAACCUCAACCACCUCCCUAUUCUGAAGAAUCAAACAAAAUCUGCCUCAGUAAUGAUAUGCAGUUACUUAGUUGUAUGGGCAAUAGCAGCAGUGUUGAAGUAUUUGCUGAUACAAAGGCAAUUAGCAGUAAUUCUCAAAUAAAUUCAGAAAACACUGUAUGCUCAGACAGUUCUUUGAUAGAAUCACCCAUUAAAAACACACUCAGUUCACAGUAUGUAUUAAAAGUUAAAGAAACAGUUCUUCCCCCAUCAACAUCCAUUCUUUCUUCAUCAUCAUCAUCAUCAUCAUCAAGUAGUUUUGACAUAACUCAAUUAAAACUUCCUGUCAAACAGACUACAGCUCCAUUGGGAUCUGUGGAAAAUCCAAUACAAAUCAUUCAGAAUGGUGAUAAAUAUCAUUCUACUCAAGUGCUUACACCAGCGCAAUUGCAGCAGAUUACUCAUGUAUUACAAAGGCAGCAUGCUAGGAAAGUGAUACAGAAUGGAGGAAAAUCUGUAUUAUAUGAUCCAUCCACUAAUACGCGAAUUGUUUGUCGAGUUGUUCAUCCAUCAGAGUUGCAGAACAAAAAAUCUAAUGCCGAAACAAAUGCUAAGCCUGUUGUCCAUGGACAUAAUUCUAGCAGAGGGAGAGGGAGACCCAGGAAAUCUUUGAAUAAAAGAAUAGAUGAUGAUGAAAAAGGAAAUCCUGCAUUAUCGAAAGAAGAACGUGAGGAAAAGAAAAAACACAGGCCCAGAACAAGAUCUGGUCGAAUAUCAAAACCUCCAUCUUAUAUGGUAAAAGACUAUAAACGAAUUCAUCAUCUAGAUUUCAAUGAAGAACCAUACGAUGAUUCUGAUGGUGGUUACUCAGAUUAUCAUGUGAGUGAUGAUGAAAGUGGGAGUAGGUCAAAUAAAACUAACAGCUUACCACCAGGUGUUUCUACAGCAAAACAAAGAAAUUAUUCUUGUGCUUCCUGUAGCAAAGCAUACAUAGGUAGAGGUGGCCUGUCUCGGCAUUACCGUCUGAAUCCUAGCCAUGGAAGUAUGCCUGAAGGUGAAGAUGUCAGCACUCAAGGUUUGUUUAAACAUGUGUGA